Messenger RNA from Hemiscyllium ocellatum (epaulette shark), 3638 nucleotides. Its product is annotated as receptor-type tyrosine-protein phosphatase-like N. Gene Ontology annotation, cellular component: secretory granule. The record is from RefSeq and is a predicted model, not a curated record. Gene Ontology annotation, biological process: protein dephosphorylation. NCBI's taxonomy places the organism in Eukaryota, Metazoa, Chordata, Chondrichthyes, Orectolobiformes, Hemiscylliidae. Bases 1 to 3090 code for a protein of 1029 amino acids. Gene Ontology annotation, molecular function: protein tyrosine phosphatase activity. The transcript is spliced from 24 exons.
AUGGCUGCUGUCCUCACCUCAUCAGAUUUAGCCAAUCUCAUGAAACCAUCAGAAAACAAGUUUGAAGCUAACAUCCCUAUUAAAAGCCUGAAACUCAGCCUCCGACGGGUACGCGCCCUCCGACUGUAUCAAUUUCCUGGGCUCGAUCAGCUGAGAGCUGUUGGCGCAGUGAGCUGCCUCUGCCCGGUGCCCGGUGCCCGGUGCCCAGCUGCUUGCCACCCCGUUUCCCCGGGAGGCUGGGGACCAUGUAAACGGCUCAAGGUGACCCAGGCUUGGUCUCCCCUCCGCCCUCCGGCUCCCUGUCCCCGGGGGCUGCUGCUGAGGAUGAAGCCGCUCUUCCAGCUCCGCUCCCCGCUGCCUGUCCACCUCUUGCUGCUGUCGCUGCUACUGAACCCAGGAGGCUGCAAAUCCCGUACCUACGGUUGCCUGUUUGAUGAGGAGUUGUGUUCCCAUCAGGAGCACUGUGUAAACGAUGGACUCUUUGGGCACUGCCAGGUUGCCAUGGUACCAGCCAGGAUCCAGUUUGACGUAUCAUCUGCCGUCCUACAGCGUCUCCAGCAGGUUUUGAAGUACCUGAUGUUACAAGGGUUGUCAUGGCAAGAUGAUGUCACCCAGUAUGUGGUCUCCAUGGAGAUGGAGAAGGUACCAAAGCUCCACCCCCAGCAGCAUCCCUUGACCGGUGUACCUCCGGCAGAGACAAGGUUGCAGUGGCAGCCGGAUAAAGAUGUUUACCCUGUGCCUGUAUCCAUGGCAACGUUGGAGCAAUGGCCACCCUCACAGAUCCGCCGCUACCUGCAGUUUGUCCUGUAUGGCAACCAACCCCAGCUCCCACCCAACCCCAGUCUGGAAGGGGCAGUGUUGGAACCCUAUCUCUUUCCCAAGAAUGGGAAUGUGUACCAGCUGGGCCCAGAGCCAGGGAGGAAUCGUCCCAAAGACAACGAUUGGGAUCUACCCACUGACCGCACCAGCAACUACCAUCUGGGUUACGGGAACGCGCUGAAUGCCAGAGCAAAGCACCCAAACAGGGUGAAGGGUCAGGCACUUGACCCCAGCGACUUCCGACCUCAAGAAGAUCCAGCCGUCCAAAGGAUAGCCAAAGAGUUGGUAAAAUACGGCAUUGAUCUUCAAGACCUCAGUGAGCAGCAGCUGAACCACGUAUCGGUGGCAAUUGGACAGCUCACCGGCACCGCUGGUCGGUCUGACCCAGUGCUGACAGAGAAAGCUGGUCUGACACAGAAGAAGGCGCCCGUGAUGGAGGGGACGAUGCAGCGCUGGAAGGAGAUGGACACGAGGGAGAGCAGCGAGUCUCUGGUCCCAGACGCGGGCCCUCCCCAGGGGGAGAGUGCUGCAGCGGCAGGGAGGCGUGGUCAGGCAAUGGUGGCAGCCAUCUUGGCAGGUCCCAGCCCGAGCAGCCCAGGGGCCCAAGAGACGGCCAUGGAGCUGAGUGGGUCUCCUGGGCAACUGGCCGACGUCCUGAAGGAGCUGGGCGUGGACCCUGAACGUCUGCCGAAACCCAGCGAGGGUCUCAGGUCAGGCAGCGCAGGGGUGAGUCCGCCACGCAGGGAGGAGUAUGCCUACAUCGUCACCAACAAGAAACCCCUGACCCUAUCCGAUGGGAUUAAAUUGCUGGAAUCCUUGGCUCACCAGCUACAUCUUGCAACAGUCAGCUUCAUCAACAUCAGCGUCAUUGGGCCAGCAUUAACCUUCCGACUGCGACAUAAUGACCAAAAUCUGACCAUCGCUGAGGUAGCUGAUAAAGCCAUUGCCAGCAAGACAAAGCUUGAGGCUGAGACUGGUCUGAAGAUUGUGCAGGCUGGUGUGGGUGAGAGGAAUGCAUUCCACUCCCUGCCAAAGCCAGCGAGACACAGCGACACUUUCCGCUUCCUUCUGCUGACCUUUAUCGCAGUAGCUUGCAUUGCUGGCAUCCUCAUUGCUGGAGCUGUCAUCAUCUGCCUCAGACAGAAUGCCAAGCAGCGGCAGAAAGAGAAACUGGCUGGACUGGGUCCUGAAGGAGGGACUGACACCUCCCUCGAAUAUCAGGAACUGUGCCGCCAGCACAUGGCGGCUAAAUCAUCCUACUCCCGCACGGAGACGGUGGACACUUCCCGGGUCAGCAGCGUCUCUUCCCAGUUCAGCGACGCUCCCCAGGCCAGCCCCAGCUCCCACAGCAGCACCCCGUCCUGGUGUGAGGAACCCGUCCAGUCCAACAUGGACAUCUCAACCGGUCACAUGAUUCUGGCGUACAUGGAGGACCACCUGAAGAUCAAGGACCGUCUGCACAAGGAGUGGGAGGCCCUGUGUGCCUAUCAGGCUGAACCCAACUCGUGCUCCAUCGGACAGAGUGAGGUUAACAUCAAAAAGAGUCGGAAUCCUGACUUUGUCCCCUAUAACCACAACCGCAUGGUUUUGAAAGCAGAAGCCAACCCGUCCAGGACAGAUUUUAUCAAUGCCAGUCCAAUCAUUGACCACGACCCCCGAAUGCCAGCCUACAUCGCCACCCAAGGUCCCCUCUCGCACACCAUCUCGGAUUUCUGGCAGAUGGUGUGGGAGAAUGGCUGCACCGUCAUCGUCAUGCUCACCCCGUUGUUGGAGGACAGCGUUAAGCUUUGUGACCGCUACUGGCCAGAUGAAGGCUCUUCCCUCUACCACAUCUACGAGGUCAACCUGGUCUCUGAGCACAUCUGGUGUGAAGAUUUCCUGGUCCGUAGCUUCUAUCUGAAAAACCUGCAAUCCCAGGAGACCCGGACUCUGACCCAGUUUCACUUCCUGAGCUGGCCAGCAGAGGGCAUCCCGUCCUCCACUCGACCACUGUUGGACUUCCGAAGGAAGGUGAACAAGUGUUAUAGAGGUCGCUCUUGCCCUAUAAUCGUUCACUGCAGUGAUGGGGCUGGAAGAACUGGAACAUACAUUUUAAUCGAUAUGGUUCUCAACAGAAUGUCCAAAGGUGUGAAGGAAAUCGAUAUUGCUGCUACUCUUGAACACAUACGCGAUCAGAGACCUGGCAUGGUGCGCACUAAGGACCAGUUUGAGUUUGCGCUGACUGCUGUAGCAGAGGAAGUGAACGCCAUCCUAAGGGCUCUGCCCCAGUGACCUGCUGCCUGGACCCUCAGUGAAGAGCUAGCCAUCAAUCCAGCUUUGUGCUUCAUGCACUCCCUACCCCACCACACCCCACCUGACAUCCUCCGCAGCCUGUACUGUGUUCGUGUCUUCUGUCACAUGUCCUGUCUUGCUUUUGAAACCGCGACACGCAGUGCAGUGACCCUUCUGGCAGGCACUGCUCCAUACAGACCCGUUCAUAUUGAAGCAGCUACCUAACCAGUGAACAGCAGCAAGAACCUCGGGCAAAGGGGCAGCCCGGUGAUCACUGACAGUCCCAAGGAAAGAUGUUCCAAUUAUCGCCAAACAACCGUAACAUUAAAGCAGCACAGGAGGCCAUUCAGCCUGACAGCACUGUGCAGGUCACAAUUAUUACGGUGCCAAAGGAGGCCAUUCAGUCCAUCGUAAUGAACAUUCCCUGGGGUUUGUCUUUCGCGAGGCCCUGCAAGCUCCGAGUGUCUGUGUAUGUGAGGUGUGUCUGUGUGCCCAUUUGUGUCUGUGGGAGGGGGGUUGUGUGUGUGUCUUUGUGAGUACGUACAUGU